GGGUGGUAUUGAACUUGAAGGGCCCAUCAGAGACCCUCUACAGACGUCUGAUGACGUGUCUGACAGCAUUUUGCCCCACGAGCGCAGUCAGUAGAGCGUGCACUGAUACACAAUCAUCAGAUAGAUGCAGAAUGAGACGCAAUAUUUGUAGAAAAUACUAUAUCCAGUGCACGGCACGCUUUCCAGAAGGUUUCUCUCCGACAAGUAGCUAUUUUUUAUGAAUUCAUGACGGUUUGAAAGAGAUGCUUUACUUGGAGGCGGUUAGAGGAAAAAGGUCGACAUGACAAGCUAUUAGCUAGACAUAAUUUGAAGAAAGACAGCAUUCAUGCUGUGUUGCUGUGGAUCACCCUGACAUAGAAUUCUAUCGUUUUCCGACGAUCUACAGACAAAACACGGAUAAUUGCAACUGCAUCAACAAAAAUGGAGAGGAAAACAUCCCUUGUUUUGGGGAGAGAACGAAGGACCAACACCGUUAACUGAGUAGCUUGCUAGCUGAUACCGAGGCUUGGAUGUUGUUGUUUUGUCAGGGUAGUUAUCUAAAAUAUGAAUACAGCAUUGAAGCCAUGGUUUGUUUUGAACUAGUUAACGUUAGCUAAUUACGUUGUAAGUAGCUAGCUAGCUGGGACAUUAGCCAGCCACCUUACUAGCUAGCUAGCUAAGUCAUAACAAGCCAAUUGCAAAUUGUUAUUUCAGCUGGCUAGCGAACUUGUUAGCCUGCUAGCUAGCUAGCUAGGUCGUUUAUUAUUGGACAGGAGCCUUUUCUUAGUACAGUAGUUAGGAGUUGACUGCUGAAGAGUGGCAGUCAAUUAAUCUGUCUGUUCAUUGUGUCCAGUUAUUCUCUAGUAAUGAACCUUGUAUUUACCUUAGGACCGUAUCUUUAAAUGGCACUGAUACGGAUGUAGUGAGCCAUCCACUCCAUGGUGCAAUACAGGAGUUUAUCAGACUUGACUGAAUCUAGCUUGAAAGUGGUUGGCACUUAACCAGAAGGGUCAUUACAUGGUUUUAGAACAGAAUUCUACAAAUGUUUGUAGAGAACAUUACAUAAAACUUGAUUGACAGCACUGAAGUCCACUGCUUCGUUAUGCGUCUCUCCUCCUUCCUGGCCGUGUUCAGGCCUGCUCUUCCCCUUAUCCUGGGGCUCUUUUUGGGAUGCAGCCUGAGCCUGCUGAUGGUCUCCUGGACCCAGGGAGACACAGAUGACUCGUGUGGAGAUGAACUGGGCGAUAGGGGUCUCUUCCUGGGCAGCAAUAGGGGAGACCUCCCAGGGGACCAGAGAGGUGGUCCUGGGAAUGAGGACUUCCAGCCACGCGUAGUACCAUACCACAAGGACCCCAACAAACCACACAAGAAGGUCCUCAGAACGCGCUACAUCCACACAGAGCUGGGCAUCCGAGAGCGCCUCCUGGUGGGCGUGUUGACCUCGCGGGCCAACCUCAACACGCUGGCCGUGGCGGUGAACCGCACCGUGGCCCACCACUUCCACCGCACCUUCUUCUUCACCGGCCUGCGCAGCCCCAAGGUCCCCCACGGCAUGGCGGUGGUGGCCCACGGCGAUGACCGGCCCGUGUGGCUGAUGUACGAGACUGUGCGCCACCUGCACCAGCACUACGGCUUGGACUACGACUGGUUCUUCCUGGCCCAGGACGACACCUACAUGCAGGCCGAGAGGCUGGCCGAGCUGGUGGGCCACCUCAGCGCGGGACAGGACCUCUACAUGGGCCGGGCCGAGGAGUUCAUUGGUGGGGAGGAGAGGGCCAGGUACUGCCACGGGGGUUACGGCUACCUGCUCUCCCGCAGCCUGCUGGCCCGCCUGCAGCCCCACCUGGACACCUGCCGCAACGACAUCCUCAGCGUCAGGCCUGACGAGUGGCUGGGCCGCUGCAUCAUCGACUACCUGGGUCUCAGCUGUGUGGAGGUGCACCAGGAGAUGACAUAUCGCUACUUUGAGCUGGGGAAGAAUGCAGACCCAGAGCGAGAGGACAGAGCCCAGUUUAAGAAUGCCUUCACAGUCCACCCUGUGUCAGAACCCAGCCUCAUGUACCGCCUGCACAAACGCUUCAGCCAGAUCGAACUGGACUGGACCUACCUACAGAUACAGCAGCUGCAGGUCCAGAUCAACAACCUGAGUGAGUUGACCCCAGAGGGUAAGGUGGGGGCCAUCUGGCCAAUCGGGGUCAAUCCUCCCUUCAGGCCCAAGACUCGUUUCGAGGUCAUCAACUGGGAGUACUUCACCGACGAGCACAUCUACUCAUGCUCCGACAGCUCCCCCAAGUGUGAGCUGCGGGGCGCCGACCGGGCCGACGUGAGUGCCGUGCUGGAGACGGCCGUGGAGCGCCUCAACGAGCGCUACCAGCCCCAGCUGCGCUUCAGGAAACGCCACCUGCUCAACGGCUACCGGCGCUUUGACCCCACCCGGGGCAUGGAGUACGUGCUGGACCUGGCCCUAGAAGCCUUCACCCAGAAAGGUCACAGCCAGAUCAUCACCAAGCGGGUCAGCCUGCUCCGCCCCCUCAGCGCUAUCGAGAUCAUCCCCAUGCCCUAUGUGACGGAGGCCACCCGGGUGCAGGUCAUCCUGCCCGUCACGGCCCGCGAGCAGGACUUUGUGAGCAACUUCCUGGAUAUGUAUGUGAUGAAUACACUGGACAUGCACGACAACGUCCUGCUCACCUUCCUGUUCAUCUACGACCCCUUCGACGCCCAGCGGGUCAGCCAGUUGGACGUGUUCGCUAGGAUCAAGGCCAUGAUCGGCGAGGUGGAGAAGCGCUACGGCGAUGUGAAGAUCCCCUGGAUCAGCGUGAAGACGGAGGUGCCCUCGCAGGUCAAGCUGAUGGACAUCAUCUCCAAGAAGCACCCGGUGGACACGCUCUUCUUCCUGGCCUCGGUGUGGACCGAGGUCAACGCCGACUUCCUUAACCGCUGCCGCAUGAACGCCAUCAGCAACUGGCAGGUGUUCUUCCCCGCCCACUUCCAGGAGUUCAGCCCAGCCAUCGUGUACCGCGACCAGCAUUCCUCGGUCUCAUUCGCUGCAGAAGCGCCGCGCGACGGACACUUCGACCGCCACGUCUUCGAGGAAGCUUGCUUCUACAAUGCCGACUACAUGGCGUCACGCACCAAGAUGGCCGCCGACAUCCUGGACAAUGACGAGCUGCUGGAGAGCAUGGACGUGUACGAGAUCUUUGUGCGCUACUCGGGCUUACAUGUGUUCCGGGCGGUGGAGCCGGCGCUGGUGCAGAAGUAUCUGCGGCGGGCGUGCAACCCGCGCUUCAGCGAGGACAUCUACCACCGCUGUAUGCUCAGUAACCUGGAGGGUCUGGCCUCGCGGUCCCACCUAGCCUUGGCCCUGUUUGAGCAGGAGCAGGCCAACAGCACCUAGGGGGUCUAGUGGUGCAUUUCCACUGCAGGCUUUUUUUGGGGCCAGGCCUCAGAAGGCAACAUCUUUGGGCCAAACACUGGUGCAAAGCCUGACAGUGGAAAUGCACCAUAGGUUUACCAUCUACAAUGACUUGAUACCUUUGGCCUUCUUUAUGAACCUCAACCACACUGCCUAGACUUUUGGACGAGGCAUAUUAUGGGAUGUUGAAUCUCCAAACGGAUCCCUAAGAACUAAGAACCCAUGUGCAAUCUUAGGCCUGCAAAGACUGAGGAGUGAUGUUACAACGUGUAUUCCUGUGUGCAGGCUGGCAGAACUCUGUGCUUUCACUCCAAUGGUAGCCCAAGGGGAGGCUCUAUCGGUAGGUGAUGAAUGAACAAUGAGCAGCAUUGAUGUCUGAUGUUUCCGUAUGUGUUUUACCUUGAGAAAACCACCAUGAGCCAUAUGUCUUUCUUCAUGACUGUGCUGAAUUAUGAUUCUAAUACUGGAUUUAAAGAGAAGCCAUUGAGUGUAUGUGUGUAUUUUCUUUAAAUUGACGCUUAGUUUUCUUAGUAUGUCUAACCCUUAGAGAGUGUGAUUUGUUUCAUGUGGUCAUGUGGUUUGUUUCAUUCCCUAGACCGAUACGGUCUGUUUUUUUAUUUUUCUACGGAUAUUAAAGGCUGAUGUCGCA
Coregonus clupeaformis (lake whitefish) is the source of this 4040-nucleotide messenger RNA. RefSeq names its product chondroitin sulfate glucuronyltransferase. The record is from RefSeq and is a predicted model, not a curated record. Gene Ontology annotation, molecular function: glucuronosyl-N-acetylgalactosaminyl-proteoglycan 4-beta-N-acetylgalactosaminyltransferase activity. Lineage: Eukaryota; Metazoa; Chordata; Actinopteri; Salmoniformes; Salmonidae. Gene Ontology annotation, cellular component: Golgi cisterna membrane. Bases 1082 to 3373 code for a protein of 763 amino acids. The transcript is spliced from 4 exons.